Molecule: messenger RNA, 597 nt
Organism: Plenodomus lingam JN3
Lineage: Eukaryota; Fungi; Ascomycota; Dothideomycetes; Pleosporales; Leptosphaeriaceae
Biological process (GO): transmembrane transport
Cellular component (GO): membrane
Molecular function (GO): transmembrane transporter activity
Source: RefSeq, a predicted model, not a curated record
AUGAACUUCUUCGCCGUGACCACCAUUGUCUAUGCCCUCGCUUUCUUCAUGCCCAUUAUCCUGCAAGGCUCGCUGGGUUACAGUGUCAAGAAGACAUUUCUCAUGUCUGCGCCGCCGGCAUGUGCCGCGGUUCCCUGGGUCAUGUUUUGCUCGUGGGCAGCCGACAAGUGGCGCACACGCUCCUUAUUCAUCAUCCUGAACGCGUUGGUUGGCAUCAUCGGCCUUAUGAUCGUGGCAUACGCGACGAAUGGCGAGGCCCGCUACUUUGGCAUAUUCAUGGGGCUUGCAGGCGCGAAUGCCAAUAUUCCGCCAGCGUUGGCGUGGCAAGCAAACAACAUUCGUGGGCAAAGCUUGCGAAUGGUGGCAUCUGGUCUUCAGGUCGGAUUCGGCGCGGUUGGUGGCAUCUAUGCGUCGACCGUCUUCAUGGAGAAGGAUGCUCCGGCGUACAGGACUGGGUUGUGGGCCGUCACAGGCGCUCAGCUGUAUCUCAUCUUGUCCACAUGUUUGAUGCUGCUGCACUACUGCCGGCAGAACAAAAAGGCAAAUCGUGGCGAAAUCAUUCUCGAGGGAUUGGACAGCUUCAGAUAUACAUACUAG